AUGCGUCUUACCUUCCUCACAUUCAUUUUAUCUGCUUCAUACCAGCUCACGGCUGCUGGAACACUUGGAGAAAACGAGACUUGCAGUACUGGUAACAGCAGACUCCAGACCGGCACCUUUCAAUUUUGGAGUGAAUGCAAUUCAAUCACCUAUUGCUCUGCGAGGGGCAUUUGUGAGCCCAAAGGGUGUCGGAAGGAUGACUUCCCUUUUGGAUAUCCUCAAGGAUCAGAUAAUAUACCUCCAAAAUGUGAAAGAGGGGAGUUCUGUCCUGAUGAAGCAAGCAAUUGCCAGCCGAUUCUACCGCAAGGAAGCGCCUGCCAACUCAACCGAGAUGACCAAUGCGAAGCUCCACCUAACUUCCAGGAAUUGGCCGAUAUAAGUGGUCGUGGUCUCAACUUCAAUGGCUCAGUUUGUUUGAACAACGUUUGUCUAUGGGCGAACGCUACAGUUGGAACCAGAUGUAUCUUCGAAAACACCCCUUACAUUGCUUACGGAGUUGGUGGGGAGUUCAUCGAUAUUGUCUCUCGCGAUAAUUGCAGAGUUGGCCUUUACUGCGACUCUGCAACCCAAGUCUGCAUCCAGAAUAAGCUUUUAGGUGAUGCUUGCACAGCUGACAAGGAAUGUGAAUCAUGGAACUGUCUUAGCACUGGCGUGUGUGGGGUGCCAGCAGCUACGCCUCGUCAUUUCGGUGUUUGGGUUUAUGUGUUGGUUGCUCUAGGUAUUAUCGGUGGAAUGGCGGGAACCCUCACCGGUCUGUAUGUCACGCACCGGAAACAACGAGAAAUCGAGCGCGCCAAGCGAGCUCAGUAUUGGAAGGAACAGAACGCAUUCCACCAAAACCUGAUGCAAAUGCGCGAAACCGCCCGUGCAUCCAUUCCUUCUCUUAAUAGGGGCGGCGACUACAGCCGGGACGACGAUUCGCAAACACCAAUUCUCCAUAGCGCUGAGACGCAGAAGUCUUCCGGAUUGCGGCACUACAUGGCGAACAAUGACAGCUCCGACUUUGAUGAUGGGCUGGAGAUGCGCGGAACGAAGGAUAAUCGAUUCUGA
Messenger RNA from Cyclocybe aegerita, 1050 nucleotides. The record is from the annotation of a GenBank genome assembly. NCBI's taxonomy places the organism in Eukaryota, Fungi, Basidiomycota, Agaricomycetes, Agaricales, Hemipholiotaceae.